CAAAACAAAAACCAAAGAGGGGAGGCGGGUUCAGCUUCAGACUGCCACAGUUUCACAAGAUAUGGCAAGGAGCGGUUCAAGCAUUCAGCCCCGAUCACCCAACACUAGAAAUCGCCCCAGCAGUUGUUUCCGGGAAUGACACCAGGAGGCUGUGAAUACAAAAGUGAAAGCGACUUCUCGCCGGGAAGAUUCGCCUCCUGCUGAUCCUCUUGAGUCAGAGGUUCAACUCCAGCAGGAGGGGGGAACUCCUGGAGACCCCCGCAGCUUGAACGAUGAUGGAAUAUUACUUUAGAUCAGGAGGUAAGGAGAUCACUGGCUGCAGAGAGCAGGUUGGAUGAGAAACCAUUCCAGUGGCAGAUUCACGACGGGAAUCAAUGGUUGGAUGUGGCCCAUGAUGAGAUAAUAGAAGCACAGUACACACUGCCUACAGCAGAAGGAAUACACCUCCACACUGCUCGACACAGAACAAUCUGUCUCAACUUUGACAAGAUGGAGAUUGUUGGCAGCAGUUUCAAACUACAAAGGCUGACGUUCCCACAGGCCCAACCAAAGAAUGACUACAUCUGGUAUUUUCUGGAUGAUUGUUCCUGGAGGGAGUACGGAGUUCAGGGCACCAGCGGCAGGACAGCAGGAAUUAAAAGUUCUGAUAUUGAAUACCAGUUCCAGGCAGCUCCUCAAAAUGUCUACAAGUUUCAAGUUGGAAAUUCAAGUUACACCAUUAACUUUCAAGCGAUGAUUCAGACUAAUGUUCGAACAGGUAUGACGAGAAAGGUCAGGAGGAGGUCACGGUUUACUCCAGCGAGUCAGAAUGAAAACAGCAUUUCAGACACAGUGGCUCACCUGAAUCUACCUACACCGCCCGCCUGCUGUACUUGGCAGUUCCAAGCAGAUGACGACCAAUGGUUGGAAUACAGGAGAUGGGGUGAAGGUGGGGCUGUCUGCUCAGUCAAUAGUCAAGAUAUUGAACAGAGUUAUCAGCUGAAUCCCCAAGGAUCUCUACAAUUUACUGCUGGCCGCUUUAAAUACACACUGGACUUUUCAGCCAUGAGACAAACCAAUCUUUCAAUUGGCACCAAGAGAGCUGUCAAGCGUCUGGUAACUCCUAGCCUCUGGAGAGCAAGUGGAAGCGCUACAAGCAAAGGAUUGUGGCAGUUCAUGGAUGACGAUGGGUUGUGGAAGGAGUACUCACAGCCUGGAGUCCGCAAAUCGAUUCCUAGUCAGGACAUUGAAAGAACUUAUCAGAUGAAUCCUCAGGGGUCCAUGAAGCUUACUACUGGAUUAUUUAUGUACAGCUUGGAUUUCUCAGCCAUGACACAGACCAAUUUGACAACCUGGAAAGUCAGACAGGUACGUCGCCUUUGAAGACAAAUCAAAAGUCUAAACGAGAAAGGAAAGUAUAGGUUAAGAGCCAUGUUCCAAACAAUACAUGGUGUUCACGGGACUGAUGGAAAGCUGGGAACCAAGGGAAGAGUUGAGCAUAUAAGUACUUCAUGAAUUAUCUGAUAGCAACCUCCGAUUUCAGUAAAUGAGCUGAGGCACUUCUGUGCAAGACUGAGGGAGAACUGCACUGUCAGGAGUCCAUCUGUUGACUAAGCAGAAGAGGAACAGAGUUCUCUAAAUGUCUAUCAGUCUCUAUUCAGCUAUCAAACCACAAUAAAUGGAAGCACCACCACAACCUUGUCAAGGGCAACCAGAGAUGGGCAAUGAAUCCAGUGAUACCCACAUCCCAAGAAUGACUUUUUUAAAUGUACAUCUGAUGCAGUGCAAGAAUUAACCCGUGACAUUUUCAUAAGCUGUAUGUUUUAGUUUGUUGAAUCAGAACAAUCAAGCAGUUUCUCAAGGUGGAAAGGAAUGGAGGCAUCAAGAUGAAUAAUAUUAGCAGCAAUUACUCUGGAAAGAAGAGAUUAAUUUGCUAAUAUGCCAAAACCCUAACUCCUGAAGGUUAGUGUACGAAAGUUAGAUAUGCAUGCAUUUCACAGCCAUUGAAAUGAUAAGAGAAUUCAAUCAGGUAGUUACAGAGAAAGUAUUUCCUCUGGUGAGGAAAUGCAAAUCAGAAGAGGCACAAUCUUAAAUUAGGCCAAAUGAGGAGAGAAAGCUGGAAGCACUUGUUCAAACAAAAGCGUUGUAGAAAUCUGGAACUCUGUCCUCCCAAAAGUCUGUGGAAGUUGGGGCUUUCAAAGCUCAGAUCUCUAGAUUUCUAUUGGGUACAGGUAUUAAGGGAUAUGCAACCAAGAUGGGUAAAUGGAGUUAAAGGUACAGAUUAGCCCCAUUCGGAAUGGCGGAAUAGGCUUAAGGUGCUGAAUAGUCUGCUUCCCUUGCCAAAAUUCCCUCUAAUUUUGCAUUGUUGCACUUGUCGUCCCUUUAAAGUUGCUCUGUAGCCUCACGUGGGCACAUUUUAAAGGGAACACUGGUUGUGAGCAGCCUGAUUGUUGCAUGCGAGGUUCUGGAUUGCUGCACAAUGCACACCUGUGCACUUUAAAGGGAACAAUGCCUGUUACCAUGUUUCCAUGAUAUGACAGUCAGCAGGAAGCUUACAUCAUGGGCAGAGUUUUUGGCUCAGCGAGCGGGGGUGGGGCCCGCUUGCCAAGAUGUAAAAUGACACGGGGUGACAUUGGACGUGCAUCCUGACAUCACCGCGCAUCAUUUAGAUUUUCAGUUCAGCGGGCGCCCAGCCGAUUUGGUUGCGCGCCUGCUGAAUUGUCAAUGGCCUAUUAAAAACCAGUUAAGGAAAUCAGCUGAGCUGCCCGUCCAACCUUAAGGUUGUUGGGUAGGCGAAGAGCCCAGGCGGCCUUUGCAUUUUUCAUGGAACCUCAUCCACGGGCGGGAUGAGGUUUCAUGAAUGAGUUAAAAUUUUCAGAAAAAUUUUUAUUAAAAUUAAUGCACAUGUUUCAGUUUCACAUGAGGGGACAUGCCAUAAAAAUUUUCUCACCACUUUAUUCCACUUUUUGGACUUAAAACUAAUCUCCCUGAGGCACCUCUGCGCAUGCGCGAAAGAGUGCACGCCCGACUCAGGCAACCCCUACCCCGGCCGCACAGGGAGCACACAGCACUUCCGGGUGCACAUCACGCUGAGUGGGCCUUAAUUGGCCCGCCCAUGGAAAAUGGCAGUGCAGACCCGAUCGGGGGCGCCAAUCAGGUCCACGCCCACCCGACAGGCAGAAAAUUCUGCCCCAUAGUUUAAUAUAAUGGUGUGGCUGCUGUUUCACUGAAUGGAGGGAGGUCAGUUCAAAGAGCAUUAGAGAAACUGGGCCAAUGGGUUGUGGGUUAAGAAAGCUGAAACAUGAUUCUAGUUUCGUUCGACCGUUUUUUUGUAAGCUGAGUGUUUUCAUGCCUUUACAUACAGGCUGUUUGUCUACAUGCAUUUUUAACUAUGGUUUACAACCCUUUAAGUGAAGUUAGACAAUAAACUAAAGUAGGGAAAAGAAAACUGCUGUUGCCUAACAUCAAGGGUUCAGGGACACAACAGUGACAUAGGGAAAGAGAGAAGGGCAGUGUUUGUGUGCCAGAGAAUGGAUGCAGAAGUUCCAAGCUCUCUAGUAAAAAAAAAUCCUGCAAGACUGCUGGGUAACUGAGUUUAGAGAACUCGUGUUCGCUCCGAAGUUGAAGCAACAGUGGGUUUUGAUUGCGGUGUUUGGGUGUCUCAGGCACAGUACCAGCUGAGGGAAAAGCAUCUAGUAAAUGCUCAGAAAUACGCUGGAAGAAAACCGUUUGAAUCUGUGCCAGCCCAAGCAAGAAGCCAUGGAGUACAGAUAGUGGUAAAUCUUCACUGGGGUUGUGUGUCUGUAAUUGUAUUGCUGGGGUAAAAGGAGUAGUGUGAGUUUGAAUCAUUUUCUGGUGUUUGCAUUGAAAUCUUUCCAAUCUUUUUGUUUAGUGUAAUAUUGUUCAUUUUUGUUGUUUAAUAAACUUUUUAUUCUGUGUGUUAAGAGUA
Carcharodon carcharias (great white shark) is the source of this 3928-nucleotide messenger RNA. RefSeq lists its product as uncharacterized. The transcript has 11 exons. Lineage: Eukaryota; Metazoa; Chordata; Chondrichthyes; Lamniformes; Lamnidae. The record is from RefSeq and is a predicted model, not a curated record. Gene Ontology annotation, molecular function: zinc ion binding. The coding region runs from base 490 to 1362 and encodes 290 amino acids.